AUGUUCCAUGCUUGUAUUGUUAUACUUAUAUUAAUUGUAAUUAUUUGUAUGUGUACGGUAUUGGCUAUGAUCGAUUUGGAAAAUUAUAACUUCGGCCUAUACAUGAUAUUGCUUUGCACUGUAGGUAUAAUGAUUACAUGUGCCUUUUGUAUUGUUAAUCGGAAUGCAUGCAAAAAUCCUUCGUGGUAUGUCAAAUUUUGUUUGCUAUUUCAGGAAUUGCAUCUUCAACAGCUCUAUCGCCGUUCUAUAUCUUCCAAUAUUAAUGAAACAACAUUUUCAACAUCUGCAUGUAGAGAAGAUAAUAUUGCACAACGAUUCAGGAAUGGAAAUCGAGCAGCAACUGCAAUGUUAGCGCCAGUAGUUCAUAUCAUGCAUUAUGUCCAGAAAGGUAUGGCAUGGGUCACUGAAGAUGUUAGCGAAGAAAAACAAGUUACAGAGUGUCGAACGGUAUGUCAUGCUGAACUUAUUCUACGAAAAGAGUAA
This is a messenger RNA of Cercopithifilaria johnstoni, 483 nucleotides long. The record is from the annotation of a GenBank genome assembly. Lineage: Eukaryota; Metazoa; Nematoda; Chromadorea; Rhabditida; Onchocercidae.